Echinops telfairi (small Madagascar hedgehog) is the source of this 2478-nucleotide messenger RNA. It is a transcript of the gene FAM131A, whose product is annotated as family with sequence similarity 131 member A. The coding region runs from base 237 to 1343 and encodes 368 amino acids. The record is from RefSeq and is a predicted model, not a curated record. NCBI's taxonomy places the organism in Eukaryota, Metazoa, Chordata, Mammalia, Afrosoricida, Tenrecidae. The transcript has 6 exons.
CUGGCACUGUCUAGGUGAUGGGCCUCAGCUCCCGGAGCCCCAGAGAGCGCAUUCGGGCCCCUCACUCCCCCACCUUCUUGAAGCCAUGAGGCAAGAAUGUUCUCCUUAUGUGACUAGGCAAAAGUUCCAAGUGGGGAGGGGACUGUCUCAGCAUCCGGAGCCAAAACAGGAAUAGAACUGGGAGCUGAGCCUGGAGUGGUUCUGGGCUUUUGCUUCUCGGCACCAACACAGCCAGUAUGCCUAUGAUUUCUGUGCUGGGCAAAAUGUUUGUGUGGCAGCGUGAUGGGCCUGGAGGACGAUGGACUUGUCAGACAAAUCGCAGAGCAGCCUUGGACCCCGCGUGGGCUGUGGAGUGGAUCGAACUUCCUAGAGGCCUCUCUCUAACCUCCUUGGGAUCUGCUCGGACCCUUCGAGGCUGGAGCCGGUCCUCCCGUCCUUCCUCCUCCUCCGUGGACAGCCAGGACUUGUCAGAGGUGAAUGUUGGAGACACAGUCGCGAUGCUGCCCAAGCCCCGGAGAGCCCUAACUAUCCAGGAGAUCGCUGCGCUGGCCAGAUCCUCCCUGCACGGCAUUUCUCAGGUGGUGAAGGACCACGUGACCAAGCCCACCGCCAUGGCCCAGGGCCGAGUGGCUCACCUCAUUGAGUGGAAGGGCUGGAGCAAGCCCAGUGACUCCCCCGCUGCCCUGGAAUCAGCUUUUUCCUCCUACUCGGACCUCACUGAGGGCGAGCAAGAGGCACGCUUUGCAGCAGGAGUGGCUGAGCAGUUUGCCAUCGCAGAAGCCAAGCUCCGGGCCUGGUCUUCGGUGGACGGAGAGGACUCCACAGAUGAAUCCUAUGAUGAGGACUUCCCUGGGGGCACGGACACAGACAUAUCUGGGCAGCUGCCCCUGGGACCCCACCUCCAGGACCUCUUCUGUGGCCGGCGCUUCUCUCGGCCCAUGCGCCAGGGCUCGGUGGAGCCUGAGAGCGACUGCUCACAGACCGUUUCCCCAGACACCCUGUGCUCCAGUCUUUGCAGCCUGGAGGAUGGGUUGCUGGGCUCCCCUGCCCGGCUGGCCUCCCAGCUGCUGGGCGAGGAGCUGCUCCUUGCCAAACUGCCCUCUAGCCGGGAAAGUGCCUUCGGCAGCCUGGGCCCACUGGAGGCCCAGGACUCGCUCUACGACUCGCCGCUCACGGAGCCCUGCCUUUCCCCUGCCGAGGAGGAGCCGCCGGCGCCCUACGCAGACUGCCAGCCGCUCUGCCCGAUGCCAGUGGGCAGCUGGGAACAGCAGCGGCAAGCCUCUGACGUGGCCUCUUCUGGGGUGGUGUCUUUAGAAGAGGAGGCAGAGCCUGAGGAACAGUGACCCAGAUCCUGCCUGGUGGUGGCAUGCGUCCCCUGGCUGCUGCUGGGGACAGAGCCUCCAUGCCCAAGUGCGGGCACAGGCUCCCAGCAGAGCUCUGCAGCCCAAGGGCUGCUGGGAGCACUCAGUCCUCCGUUGUGUGUUUUGCAUGAAAGUGUUUGGAGAGGAGGCAGGGCCCAGGCUGGGGGGUGCAUGUCCUGCCCCGACUCCGGGGGCUUGCCGGGGGUUGCCCGGGGCCCCUGGGGCAUGGCUACAGCUGUGGCAGACAGUGAUGUUCAUGUUUUCAAAUCAAAACCUCCACACGCACAUUUCCUCCUUGGAUGACGUGAACUCCUGCGGGGAUUUUUGUGACUGGGUUGUGUGGCCCACUGGAGUGGGGGAGCCUCCCCCCCCCCUCCCCACGCCUCUUCUCUGCUCUGACCUUCCCUCCAAGUCCCUGUGCUGUGCUUGGUUAGAAUCAUCCUCACCCCGGGGUGGGGGCUGGCUCCUGUGCCCUCCCAGAGCCUGCGGACUGAGCUCGUCCCCACCCCUGCUCAGCUGGGUUUGUGCAGUGCUUCACCUCUCCACAGGCUCUAAAUCGCCUUUCUUCCUGAGGCGGCAGGGCCUCUCUGGGAGGCGUUGGAACGGUUCAAGCAAGUAGCCUUUUCCCGGGCCCUGUCUGGCCCUGCUGGAGGGUCAGAGGACGUGUGGGCGGGAUCCUGGCAGGCGCGCCCAUUCCCCUGGAGCCCUCUUUGUGGGUGCAGUCAGAAGCCGGGUUGGGGUGGCCCUGGUUGCUGCUACGCAACGAUUACAGGACUGUCCUCCCAGCAAAGGCCACAAGGGGGCUCCGGGCGCUGCCGCUGGCUGCCCCAGGUAGGAUUUGUGCCAAUGUGGGAACCAUGAGGGAAUGGCCCUCCUUGGGGAGGGAGGGGGCUGUGGGAGCCCCUGCCCCAGCCGUGCUGGGGAUUUUUCUGGCUGUGGGUAGAGCCUUGUGAGCGCUGGCACGUGAGAGGGCCCAGGAUCAGAGGGGGAGGGCCGGCGAGCGGCAUAGGCACUCUCUAUGUAAGUGGCUCAUUAGGUGUUUAUUUUGUUCUAUUUAAGAAUUUGUUUUAUUAAAUUAAUAUAAAAAUCUUUAUAAAUCUCUAUAUACAUAUGGUCA